This is a messenger RNA of Daphnia magna, 2566 nucleotides long. RefSeq names its product extensin-2. NCBI's taxonomy places the organism in Eukaryota, Metazoa, Arthropoda, Branchiopoda, Diplostraca, Daphniidae. The record is from RefSeq and is a predicted model, not a curated record.
GGCGUGCACAUCAGGCUGACAAAAAUUCUUAUAAAAUGAGGACAAAACUCAAUUGGAAUCAGUCGAGUGGACUCAUCGAUCAGUAACGGUAGGAAGGAGAGUGUCACACAGCCGUUCAUUACCAAGUCAAAUUUCACUUAUUAUCAUGGCUAACUACGCCACAUUGCUGCUAUUGGCUGUUUCUUUGAUGGCUGGAGAGUCCAUGGGUGGACCGAUGGGAUCGUCUUCAUCCGGGUACUACACCACGCCGGCGUCCUACUACACCACCAAGGCUCCUGAUUACUACACAACGAAGAAGGCCGAGUAUUACACGACAACAUAUGCUUCCCCGAGUUACUACACAGAGCCUACCAAGUACUACACGACCAAAGCGCCGGAAUACUACACCACUACUUAUGCUGCUCCGACCUACUACACUGAAGCCCCAAAGUAUUAUUCGGCUCCAAGUUACUACACAGAGGCCCCGGUUUAUUACACCACAACUUACGCUACACCAAUCUACUACACCGAGGCUCCUAAAUAUUAUGCUGCACCCAGCUACACCACCACUACUAUUGGCUACUACACCACAACAGAAGCAGCCAAAUAUUAUACAGCUCCGACUUACUACACUGAAGCUGCUCAGUCUUACUACGUGGAGCCUACAUACUACACUGAGGCUCCAAAGUAUAACUCUGCCCCCAGUUACUACACCACUGCUGCUCCUUCGUAUUACGUUGAACCUAGCUAUUACACUACAACGUAUGCUGCUCCAUCUUACUACACUGAUGCUCCACAAUAUUACACCACAAAGGCUGCUGAAUACUACACAACUAAAGCCCCGGAGUACUAUACCAAGAAAGCUGAAUACUACACCACUACUUACGCUGCCCCUGUUUACUACACUGAGGCUCCCAAGUACUAUCCGGCUCCGACCUACUACAAAAGCGAAGAGCCACAGUACUACACCACCAAGGCACCUGAAUACUACACCACAUCAUAUGCCACUCCCAGCUACUAUACAGAGGGUCCAAAAUACUACACUACAAAGGCGCCCGAAUACUACACCACCACUUAUGCGGCUCCCAGCUAUUACACUGAGGCUCCAAAGUACUACUCUGCCCCAAGCUACUACACUGAAGCAGCUCCAAAAUACUAUUAGAGGACAACCCCCAGCUACUACACCACCAAGGCUCCCGAGUCCUACACAACGAAGAAGGCCGAGUAUUAUACAACAACAUAUGCUGCUCCUAGCUACUACACUGAAGCUCCCAAGUCCUACUCAGCUCCGAGCUACUACACUGAGGCUCCCAAAUACUACACCCCUAAGGCACCGGACUACUACACCGAAGCCCCAAAGUACUAUGCUGUCCCCAGCUAUUCUACUACUACCGCUGCUUACUACACCGAAGCAGAAGCAACCAAGUACUACGUAGCUCCGACUUACUACACUGAAGCCGCUCGGUCUUACUACAGUGAGCCCACUUACUACACUGAGACCCCUCAGUAUUACUCCGCCCCGUCUUACUACACCGAGCCUAGCUACUACACAACAACCUAUGCCACCCCAGCUUAUUACCCUGAAGCUGCCAAAUACUACUCGGCACCAAGCUACUACACUGAAGCCCCGGUACACUCUGCUACAUAUGCCAAGCCAAGCUACUACACCGAUGCACCACAAUACUACACUACAGCUUCUUAUUAUACCACUAAGGUCCCCGACUACUACACCGAAUCCCCCGUCUAUUACACUACGACUUACUCCGCUCCCGAGUACUACACCACCAAGGCUCCCGAGUACUACACCACCAAGGCUUCCGAGUACUACACCACCAAGGCUCCCGAGUACUACACCACCAAGGCUCCCGAGUACUACACCACCAAGGCUCCUGAGUACUACACCACCAAGGCUCCCGAGUACUACACCACCAAGGCUCCCGAGUACUACACCACCAAGGCUCCCGAGUACUACACCACCAAGGCUCCCGAGUACUACACCACCAAGGCUCCCGAGUACUACGCCACCAAGGCUCCCGAGUACUACGCCACCAAGGCUCUCGAGUACUACGCCACCAAGGCUCCCGAGUACUACGCCACCAAGGCUCCCGAGUACUACGCCACCAAGGCUCCCGAGUACUACGCCACCAAGGCUCCCGAGUACUACGCCACCAAGGCUCGCGAGUACUACGCCACAACGUAUUCUGCUCCCAGCUACUACACCGAGGCACCAAAGUACUACUCAGCUCCAAAUUACUACCAAACUGAAGCCCCCAAAUACUACACCACAAAAGCGCCAGAGUACUACACCACCACUUACUCUGCUCCCAGUUACUACACCGAGGCUCCAGCCUACUACACAACAUAUGCAACCCCAUCCUACUACACUGAGCCACCAAAGUACUAUUAAUCGUUAAAAUUGUGUUGUCCAUCUAGCUUGAUGAAGUGUCAAUUAGAUUUUGUUUUAUCAUUGGUAGUCCUCGUUCCAAAUUAAGUAUUUCCUUGAUAUAUAUUUAUGCAUUCACCAGUCGUUCCAUAACAUUGUGGUUUCUUAAUGAAAUGUUGAAUACAAAUGUAUAUCGUUACCUAA